UGUCGUCAAUCGCUUCAUGACCUGCUGGGCAUGACGGAGUUCGCGGAUGUAGAUCAUGAAUAUGUACGAUAUUUUAACAGUUAUGAGAGUUUUGCCCGCGUUCUGAUGGAUUCUCGCCGGACGAGUGAUAUGGUGACUUUCCGUUUGGCCCAUAAUGCGCUAAUACGUUUUCUUACUGAUGCUAAUGAGGGGAAAAAACAUGUACUGAUGUUUAUUCGAUCAGGCAAUCUUGCACCGCUUUUACUCUGCAUCCGUGAUGAGAUAAAAGGCCUAAAGCGUCACAGUCACUCUAUUCCACUUGCAGCCUCACUUGAAAUAUUACAACUUUGUUUUGAACGUAUUGCCAUAGAUGCUCAGACGAAUGUCAAACUUAUUACGGUGAGGGACCAGUUGUUGGCCGAUCUGGAUGCGGCAGGAAUCGAUAGGUACUGUGUCGCAGUCACACGGGCAUUUACAGAAGAGGAAGAUUUAAAGGUUGUCUACAGUGCGACACGGCUUAUACAUUCUCAAGUUUCCAUUUUGAGUAAAAAGAAGGGCGAUUUUCCGACUGUAUGGUUUCGACAAGUGGCAUGUGCAUUCUUUACUCUUCUUGAGAAUAUAUUGACCCCCGAUGGAUGCCCUUUGAGCGCGACGGGUACGUUACUUAGUGCACGGCGCAUCACCAUCAUAUUUAUUGUUUUCCGAGUCUUGAACUCCCUUGCACGUUGGAGACUGGAUAUUUUACAGGAGUUGCUACACGACGCUUCUAUUGACAAGGGAGGAUCAAAUAUUCACGUAGAUCCGAAGGUUGUGCCGGAAAAAACACCAAAUGUGAUUACACUAACGGAGAUUUUUCACGUGCUUAGUGGAUUCUUUACAUAUGUUCAGACUCACGCCGAUCUGCUUGAAACCAUUCCAGGGGAGAAUACCGUUGACGAAGGUGUGCGUGGGUCCUUUGAAAGUGCAUUAAAGUUUGGUGUGACUUUGGCGCAAAUACCACCACUUCCGGCUUCGCAGCCCUCCAAUAGUUCUACAGCAGGGUUAACAAUGACGCCGGCUCGCCCACCGUACUACCUGCGGGCGGCACUCCACGAAUGUCUCCUCCUUAUCGGCUACCUUUGUGUGCAGGACAAGCAGAUCCAAGGUAUGUUUGCCUGGGGGAAGGGUAAAUCAUUGCUCUCUAGAAUUCUUUCUGCUCUACCAUUGCAGUACUUCACCUCGGCGAUGAGGAAGAAGUGA
Molecule: messenger RNA, 1218 nt
Organism: Trypanosoma cruzi
Lineage: Eukaryota; Euglenozoa; Kinetoplastea; Trypanosomatida; Trypanosomatidae
Exons: 1
Source: RefSeq, a predicted model, not a curated record